Molecule: messenger RNA, 2145 nt
Organism: Solea senegalensis (Senegalese sole)
Lineage: Eukaryota; Metazoa; Chordata; Actinopteri; Pleuronectiformes; Soleidae
Product: transcription factor 15
Exons: 2
Coding region: 179-946 (255 amino acids)
Biological process (GO): regulation of transcription by RNA polymerase II; developmental process
Molecular function (GO): RNA polymerase II transcription regulatory region sequence-specific DNA binding; DNA-binding transcription factor activity, RNA polymerase II-specific; protein dimerization activity
Source: RefSeq, a predicted model, not a curated record
CACACUUUUCUUCUGGUCUUCUGGUGAAAAGAUCACCCGGUUAUCGGCCCAGAGGAAAAGCACCAUAUCGGUCGAGACUAAUUAUGUGUCCUCUCAGUGAGACCACAACAGGUGCCCUCUUAGGCUCCACCUGUCUGCUCUCUUCUGCAGCGCUCUGGCGACCUAGAAAGCAGCCGUCAUGCAUUACAAGUGGUAUGCCGAUCCACCGGGGGCCGGGCGGCUCAAGCCCCCUCGGUCACCGGAUCGGCGGCACCUGCUCGGCCCCGGGUGCUAUUUUCACCCUCAGGAUAAAGUGAUGGGCAGCCGCCGCCAGUGCGCACGGACCCAGCAGCUCCAGACAGACCAGAGAGAAGCCAGGAUGAAGUCCACAGGCAGCGAGCGCAACCAAGACAGCUUCACCUCCGACCUGGACGACCUGGACAGCACCACCGACAGCUCCACCGGCGGCUACAGCCCGCGCAGGGAGCCGGGGGAGGCUGCGGGGAAGGACGGAGCGGUCGGUGGUUGUUCAUGUCCCGGUGCCGGGAGACGGAGGAGAAGGCGGAGACGUAGCAGCGGUGGAGGGGGAAGAGGCGGCGGCGGAGACGCGCGUCUCUCCGGGGUGAACAAGCAGAGGCAGGCGGCGAACGCGCGGGAGCGGGACAGGACGCACAGCGUGAACACGGCCUUCACUGCGCUGCGCACGCUCAUUCCCACAGAGCCCGCGGACAGGAAGCUCUCCAAGAUAGAGACGCUGCGUCUGGCCUCCAGCUACAUCUCCCACCUGGCUAACGUGCUGCUACUGGGGGACGACUGCCGUGACGGACAGCCUUGCAUCCGCUACGAGAGCAUCCUUCACGGCCCCGCCGCGCUCAGCGCGCCCUCCCUGCGGCCUAUCUGCACUUUCUGCCUCAGCAACCAGAGGAAACUGCUCAGAGAUGGAGGGAAGCACUCGGCUGCUGUGUGAAGCAAACAGCCUCCGGGACAGAAGAGGCGUCCACCUCCACAUUGUUUACAUGUAAACAUGUGAUGUUAAAAAAAAGAAAAACACAACCUGUAGGAAUCUGUACAUAUUAUAUAUAUAAAUAAAUAUAUUUAUUUUUGGAUUAGACUACAAAACCAGAUAUAGAACUAACACUGAAAAGCACUUUCUGUUCACUCUGUGUUUUGGUUGAGCUGUAACCUGAGCCGGUGUGUAAAGCUGCACCUGACAUGGGGGGGGAUAUUUUGGUCCCACAGAUAGUACAAACCCCCCCUCACCACCACCACCACGUCGCAUUCAGUCACAUGAGGGAAACUGAAGAGCAGCUCCCAACUGACAGCGGUUGCUGUCAGUUGAGUCAACGUUGCCUCCGAGUGCUUUCUGAAACAUUGCAAGUUUAAAAAGGAGGCAUUUAGUGACCCAUCACUGGCUUUUCACGUCGCAUCAUCUCAGGGAUCAGUGUCAGAUCAACUUGGGUUCUUUUCUUUUUGCACUUUUCUUUGGCAACUGUCACUACAACAAAUUUGUCUUUGUCCACAGGGACAUUUUGUAAAACGUCACUAAAAAGCAAAGGUACUAUAAACUUUAAAUACACACAAACAUUUCAAAUUUUAUGUAAAUUGAGAGUAUGAGUGAUACGAGCAAUCAUAUACAUAUAAUAUAUGGCAAAAGGAGCCACAUGGUGGCCCACUGGCCAAAAAAAUACAUAUAUAUCAUUUUUCGUUGCAGUGUGGUGAAAUGUUUACUUUUGCAUUGUUGCACAAUCUCUAUUUUACUUUUGAGACACAAAGUGAACGUCUUGUGAGUACAUGAAUGUAACACAGUUGACAAUGUGACAUCAACACACUGCCGGCCUCUGAUUGGUCAGAGUGCAGUAUAGGCUUCCUUCUGCACUUGAGUUUGCAAAAUUGAAAGAAAUAUAAAAUCACUUGAAGAAUCACUAGAUCCCGUGACAUGAAUUACACAGCAAAUAUGGCUGAGGAACUAUCAAGUGAGAAAAUGUUGCACACUACCUCAAAGCUGUCACAGAUACGAAGGCCUACCUCUAAAUCCAAUGUGUAACAUAUACACGACUGUGUAAAAUGUACUUGAAUACCUGACAAUUGUACUUUGCACAUCACAGAUACUGAGAAGCUGCUUGAAAAACAAAUGUAUUUUUGUACAAUAAAAACGAAAACAAACUG